GAUGGGUCACGUGUGGGUCGUGAGAGGAAGAAGACAGUGUCCUUCAGCAGCAGCCUGUCAGAGAAGAAAAUCAGCAGCGCCGCCGACUGUAUCCACUCCAUGGUUGAGGGGAGCGAGCUGAAGAAGAUCCGGCCUAAUUCGCGUGUCUACCAGCGCUACUACAUGCUAGACACAGGGCUCCAGGCUCUGUGCUGGGAACCGUCCAAGAAGGAAUCAGACAAAGCCCGCAUCUCCCUCACCUCCAUACGGGAGGUACGAACAGGUCGUAACACGGACACCUUCCGCACCAGUGGAGUUUAUGAGCAGAUAUCAGAGGACUGCGCCUUUUCCAUCAUCUAUGGAGACGUGUAUGAAAACCUGGACCUGGUGGCCAACUCUGCUGAAGUGGCAAACAUUUGGGUGACUGGACUAAGGUAUCUGAUGCAGUAUGGGAAACACGCCCUGGACAUGCUAGCCAGCAGCCAGGACAGCCUUCGUCUUGAUUGGCUCGAGCAGUUGUUCUCCUCCACCGCUGUUUCAGAAGGACUGGAAGAUGAGGACGAAGGGAUCCGCUUGAGAUCAGCCGUCAAGCUGAUACAGAGCGUGAACCCUGGUGUGAGCAGUGGGAAAGUGGAGCACAGGUUUAAAGAGCUUCAAAGGGUUAGGGAGAAGGUGUCUGGGCUCAUGUUGAAUAACGGAUCCGGUGUUAAAGAUCACGUCGAAACCAAAAGACCACUGGGAAGAAACGAGCGAGUCACCAAGCCGGAGUUUAUCGAGGUCUUUCACGACUUUUGCACACGUCCAGAGAUCUACUUUCUGUUGGUGCAGUUUUCAAGCAACAAGGAGUUCCUUGACACCAAAGACCUGAUGAGGUUCCUCGAGGCUGAGCAAGGCAUGACCCAAGUGAGUGAGGAGACUAGUCUGAAGCUCAUCCAGUCCCACGAGCCGUCGGAGAAAGGCCGGCAGCAGGGAUACCUGUCUCUGGACGGCUUCACCAGCUACCUCACCUCAGCAGAGUGCAACCUCUUCGACAGGGAGCACGGCGCCGUCUGCCAGGAUAUGUCCCAGCCUUUGUCCCACUACUACAUUAACUCCUCCCACAACACCUACCUCAUCGAGGACCAGUUCAAAGGCCCCUCCGACAUCUCCGGCUACAUCCGCGCCCUCAAGAUGGGCUGUCGAUGUGUGGAAGUGGACGUUUGGGACGGCUCUGAUGAGGAGCCAGUGGUGUGCACGGGUCACACACUUUCCCCACCGCUGUCCCUGCGUUGUGUGUUGGAAGCAAUUGGACGUUUUGCAUUUGCGGCAUCAGAUUAUCCAUUAAUUUUAUGUGUUGAGAACCACUGUUCACUUCAUCAGCAGGAAACAAUGUGGAAACACCUCAUGGGAGUACUAGGGGAUAAGUUAUACAUAUCUCCGCCUGAUGAAGAGGACUCUUACCUACCGUCACCUCAUGUGUUACGCCAUCGGAUCCUACUAAAGGGUAAGAAGUUGGGUCCAGGUUCUGAUGGCGAGGACGGCGUGGUAAGUGAGGAGGAUGAAGGGGCAGAGACGUGUCAAAGGAUGAAGGAAGCUAAUAGCGGAGGGGCCACGCCUGGAGGAAGUGAGAAGGAGUUGGAGAAAAGCGUCACUCAGUCUCAUCCUCCUCAUCCUCCAUCAAAACAGUUCCAGCUCUUGAAGGAGCUUUCCGACCUUGUGGCUCUUUGCCGCUCAGUGAGCUUCACUGACUUCCCGACAUCAUCCAAAAGCCAAAAACCUUGGGAGCUGUGUUCCUUUCACGAGUCUCUGGCCGUGCGUCUCACUAGUGAAAGCCCCGGAGACUUUGUCAAUCAUAACAAGCAUUUUCUGUCACGGGUGUACCCCAGCCCCAUGCGCAUUGACUCGAGCAACAUGAACCCUCAGGACCUGUGGAAGUGUGGGUGCCAAAUUGUGUCCAUGAAUUUUCAGACAGCAGGACUAAUGAUGGACCUGAACACGGCUUGGUUCCGGCAGAACGGGAACUGCGGUUACGUCCUGCGCCCGGCCAUCAUGCGGCAGGAGGUGUCGUAUUUCAGUGCCGACACCAGAGAGACGGUGCCUGGUGUGUCUCCACAGCUGCUUCAUGUGAAGGUGAUAAGUGGCCAGAACCUGCCCAAGCCAAGAGGUUCAGGGGCCAAAGGGGAUGUGGUGGACCCAUACGUGUACGUGGAGAUCCACGGCAUCCCGGCCGACUGCACCGAGCGCCGCACCAGGACAGUGAUCCAGGACGGGGACAACCCUAUCUUUGACGAGAGCUUUGAGUUCCAGAUCAAUCUGCCGGAGCUCGCCAUGGUUCGCUUUGUAGUGCUGGAUGAUGACUUCAUAGGGGACGAGUUUAUAGGGCAGUACACCAUCUCUUUAGAGUGUCUCCAGCCAGGCUACCGUCAUGUGCCACUCCAGUGUCUGACAGGGGAGGAACUCCCCCAUGCUAAGCUGUUUGUCCAUGUGGCCCUCACCAAUCGUAGAGGAGGAGGAAAGCCUCACAAGCGAGGCCUGUCUGUGAGGAAGGCCCGGAAGGGCAGGAACUACACAGCUCUGAGGGACUUGGGAGUCCGGGCUGUGGACGAGGUUUUCAAGAUAGUUGCUCCACUGCUGAGGGAAGCUACUGACCUGAGGGAAAACAUGCAG
Messenger RNA from Paralichthys olivaceus (Japanese flounder), 2625 nucleotides. The record is from RefSeq and is a predicted model, not a curated record. Lineage: Eukaryota; Metazoa; Chordata; Actinopteri; Pleuronectiformes; Paralichthyidae.